AUGGACAACAACUAGUGAUGGUCGGGCAUUCCUUGGCAUUCGCUGAUUGCGAUUCAGACUGACACCGUUGUUUUGUUUACCGGAUCAUCGGGAUCUCAAGUCCGGAGUUUGCGGUCCGUUUAGUGAGUUCUCAUCUUGUUUUGAAAGCGUUUCGAUAGGUCCAUAGGGAAAAUUCGAAGGAGACUCCCUACCAAAGUGGCGUUUUUGUGAUUGAGAUUUUUCAGUUCUUGGGCAUGGACUUUUCCUGAAGAUAUCUUCUGGGGGAGUUAAAGUGGUCCAUCUAUAUGCAUAAAGUGAAGAAAGUGUACUUGAGUGAUAAUGUGCUUAUCAUAUACAUGCCUGUUCAUACUAGUGAUGCUAAGUGUCUCUAUAAAUAUCUGCGAGGCUGGACUCUUAGACCCUUUCAGUUGGGCUAGGGCAGAUAAUAUAAAUAUUGAGAUCGCUUCUCUUCCAUUCAUUCCUUGGUUGCCAUUCGAAAACGAGACAAGAUGUUACGAUGAAAUCGGAUGUCUCAACAUCACAAGAAGUUGGUAUCACCUGAUAAACCGUCCACUGAACGUUUUUCCUCUUCCUAGAAUGGUGAUCAACACUAGAUUCAUUCUGUAUACACGAAUGAAUCCCAAAGAGGGUACGCAAAUAAAAGCUGACGAGGACACUUUGGCUAAGGUGAUUUUCGACCCCAAGAAAAAAACAAAAGUCAUCAUUCAUGGGUUUAUUGAUACGAUCCUAGCCAACUGGGUCAAAGAUAUGAAAGACGAACUUUUGAAGCACGACGACGUAAAUGUGAUACUUGUUGACUGGGCUGGUGGAAGUUUACCAUUGUACACUCAAGCCACCGCAAAUACAAGAUUAGUAGCAUUAGAAUUAGCUCACUUACUAAAUUAUUUAAUAAAAACCUUGGAUGUGAGAGCUGAAGACGUCCAUUUGAUUGGACAUUCUUUAGGGGCACACUUGGCAGGAUACACAGGCGCAAUGAUACCUAACAUUGGGAGAAUCACAGGACUGGAUCCUGCCGAGCCCUACUUUCAGGGGAUGCCACCUCAUGUUCGUUUGGAUCCUACCGAUGCCAAGUUGGUGGACGUAAUACAUACGGAUGGAAAAGGUAUCCUUCUUUUAGAUUUCCUUCCACUUUCAGGGUACGGCAUGUCCCAACCUUGCGGCCAUUUCGACUUUUACCCAAACAACGGCAAGGAGCAGCCCGGCUGUGAGAUAGCCCAGAGCCCGCUGGUCCCCCUGACGCUGAUCAAGAAAGGAUUAGAAGAAGCGUCGAGGGUUCUAGUGGCUUGCAACCACAUCCGAUCCAUUAAACUAUUCAUUGAUAGCAUAGGAAGCCAGUGUCCAUACAUAGCACAUCAGUGUUCUAGUUACGAGGACUUCAUGGGUGGCAAAUGUUUCAUUUGCAAACCAGGAACGACGCAAUGUGCGAUGAUGGGGUAUCAUUUGGAUUCUAGUCCUAUAUUUGAUGAGACUGAUAUAAGUGAACGGCAUUUCGUCGAUACUAUAGGUAGCAAAUAUUAUCUGAACACGGGGAAAGAGUUCCCUUUUUGUCAUCGUAUUUAUAGAAUAAGUAUAGAAUUAGCCAAGCCAUCGAUCGCUGAAAAAUGGGUGCAAGGAUUCCUCAAAGCAUUCAUUCUCAGUCCGAAUGGUAUAAUGCAAAUAGACUUAACACCUUCAGGUGACGUCAAAUUAGAGCACGGUACAACUUACACAACGGUGGUGACACAUCGAGCUGAUUUAGGGGGUAACAUUAAAAAAAUCGAACUGAAUUGGGAAUACGACAUGAAUGUUCUGGAACCAAGAACGUUGUGCUUGCUCUGGUGUAAUGACCACCUGUACAUAAAGAAGGUUUACAUAGACGAGAUGGAAUUUCCGAAUAGAGAGAAGCGUGAAAUCCAGUUCUCCAGCACCCUUUGUGCCAGGAAGGGUCGAAAAGAUUUCGUCGACAUCCCAAACAGAGGGAGAGGCGUUCUUGUAGAUUCUUGUAAAUAGUUUUAAUAAUAAAGUAUCGAAAA
Messenger RNA from Coccinella septempunctata (seven-spotted ladybird), 2012 nucleotides. Its product is annotated as pancreatic triacylglycerol lipase-like. The transcript has 12 exons. The record is from RefSeq and is a predicted model, not a curated record. Gene Ontology annotation, molecular function: triacylglycerol lipase activity. Bases 319 to 1989 code for a protein of 556 amino acids. Gene Ontology annotation, biological process: lipid metabolic process. NCBI's taxonomy places the organism in Eukaryota, Metazoa, Arthropoda, Insecta, Coleoptera, Coccinellidae.